UGUCACAGGGAGGUAGUAGGCUCAUGGCCUGAUGUAAUUGAAAACUCAGAUUUGGUUUUAUUUUUUGCACCUUCAGUCACAUUUCUAUUUCCUUUGUUUUUGCAAGCAGUUUCACAAAAUGUAUGCUUUGUUUUCCAAGCAGACUGAGCUGAUGGUGCAGUUAUAGGGUUAUAGAGAAGGAAUUUCUCAGCUUGUACUUUUUGUUUCUUCCUGAAGUUCUUUUCCUUUUGGUUCAGGGUGUUAAAACCUACGUCAGAUUACUUCUACCUGUCUCUACCCUUCAGGGAAAAAAUACAUUCUUCAAGCUGCAUGACUUAGUUUCAUUUCUGAUUUAACCAAACCUCACACACAGCAAAACAUGCCAGCAUCAAUCUAGAGACAGGUAUGACCCAAUCACAAUGGCAUGACACACAUACACCCUUAUACCACCCUUCUUAGGUAGGGAAGCAUUGUUAUUCCCAGUUUACUGACAGGGAGACAAGGUCCAAGGGAACUAAAUUAUUUGCCACAAAUCAUCCAGACUUUUUGGAAUAUAGCUAGAAAAUGACUCCCAGGCUCCUUGGUACAUCCAGAUUUGUAACCCCUAGACACAGUAUAUAUGACAGCCUGCCUUUAUAAUGUGCAGGUAUGACAUCUUUUUAAAUAUAUAAAAAUACAUACAAACACACACAUAUAUAUAUAACCAGAUGAACAUUUAACAUAAAUAUUGAUAAUAAACAUAUUUCUUCAUGUAAAGGAUUAUGAUAACAAUUUUUAAAAAACAGGUUUUGUGAAUAGCGCAGAAACAUUUCAGUCAAAAAAGCCUUGAGAGGGUGAGUUUAAGGAUGGGAAACAAUGUCUCUGACUAGAUAUUUUUCAUUCUAAAGCAAAAUGGAACAGUUAUCUGUUUUCACAGAGAUAACAUUUUGAAAUAUGUUAAAUAUUUUCCUAUGGCCAUUAUCAGGGAGAGUGUGGUCAUGGUAAAUUGGUAAAAAUACUGUGGUUCCAGUGUGGAGAAUGGUAAAAUAUGGCUCUGUUAAUUUCUCAAUCAGAGAAAUUAAAAAAUUAAAAAUUAAAAUCCACACUUGCUUUGAAUCAACUAACCACACUGAUGCAAUUUAUUAAAAAAAGUGCUUCAUUACACCAGCCUGAUUUGAAGUUCUUCUACACUUUGUGCACAGCCACAUUCAUGAUGCCACACUGCAACAUUACAGGGAUAUUGCUGGGAGGAGAACAUAGUGCAGUGAACACAAAGAUACUGUUUUAAUACAGAAACCUGUAUAUGAAAGCCACUACUGAGGAUCUAACUUUAAAUAGCCUGUACCUUCCUUUUACUGUGAACGUAGCAGCCUGCUUUCAUCAGGCUAUAAAUUUACUUAACAGGUUAUGAUUAUUAUUGAUUUGAUGGUGAUUACUCUCAAAUUUAUGCUGUUGAGGAACUGACCCAAUAUCUUUUGAACUCCAUUUAACUAAGAUCAAUGACAAAUGGAUCAGGCCCCUGAGUACAGAGAACUGCAGGAAAAAUAGGGUGGCAUUAUGCUUUAUUGGUUUUCUCCCUACCAUAAUGGUACAAUUAUAAACAAGGAAACCCCAUGCCUUACAGCCCUUUCCUCCCUCUUUUCUUUUUUUUCAGAUCAUUUACUCAUCUCCCUGUAAAAGUAAUCCCAUCCCAUGCAUUUGAAGGACUUCAAGAUGCCUUCAUCAUUGAAAUCUCUCAGAGCGACUCCCUGGAGAGAAUAGAAGCGAGUGCCUUUGACAGCCUUCCCACCUUGUCUGAAAUAUUAAUCCUGAACACAAAAAAUCUGUUGCACAUUGAGGACGGAGCGUUCAGGAAUCUUCCAAGGCUAAAAUACUUGAGCAUUUGUAACACUGGAAUAAGACAAUUUCCAGACUUGACACAAAUCUUCUCACUGGAAGCUCAUUUUAUUUUGGAGCUCUGUGAUAACUUGCGUAUGACAAUUAUACCACAAAAUGCUUUCCAAGGGAUGAACAAUGAAUCACUGACACUCAAGUUGUAUAAAAAUGGAUUUGAAGAUAUCCACAGCCAUGCCUUCAAUGGGACAAAGCUGAAUCAAUUAAUCCUGAAAGACAACAAGAACCUCAGGCGGAUACACAACGAUGCCCUGAGAGGGGCCACAGGGCCAGAUGUCCUGGAUAUUUCUUCAACAGCGCUGGAGUCCCUGCCUAGUUACGGGCUUGAGGCCAUUCAGGUCUUAAAUGCAACGUCAUCUUACUCAUUAAAGAGGCUGCCACCACUGGAUAAAUUCAGCAGUCUUCUGGAAGCUGUCCUAACAUAUCCCAGCCACUGCUGUGCUUUUCGAAAUCUAAGGACAGAAAAACAGAAUUUGUUGCUUUCCAUUUUUGACAACUUCUCCAAGGAGUGUGAAAGCACCAUGAGGAAACCUACUAAUGAAAUGCUAGAGGACUCCAACAACACAUUGCUGUGGUCUGUGGAGAGGAACACUCACCCCUUUGUGACAGAUGAUGAAAGUUCUCCCUACAGCUACUCAACCAUUUUCGAUGACAGCGAAAUGGCCGGCUUUGACUUUGAGUACGACUUUUGUCAGCCUAAAGUCCUCACGUGCACUCCAGAACCAGAUGCCUUUAAUCCCUGCGAAGACAUCCUGGGAUACAGCUUCCUCAGAGUGCUGAUCUGGUUUAUAAAUAUCCUUGCCAUCGCCGGCAAUUUCACCGUGCUCCUCGUUCUCCUGACCAGCCACUACAAGCUCACCGUCCCUCGCUUCCUCAUGUGCAACCUCUCCUUCGCCGACUUCUGCAUGGGGCUGUACCUCCUGCUCAUCGCCUCCGUGGACGCCCAGACCAGCGGGCAGUACUACAACCACGCCAUCGACUGGCAGACGGGCAGCGGCUGCAGCACCGCCGGGUUCUUCACGGUGUUUGCCAGCGAGCUGUCGGUGUACACGCUGACGGUGAUCACCGUGGAGCGCUGGCACACCAUCACCUACGCCAUGCAGCUGGACCGCAAGCUGCGGCUGCGGCACGCCGUGCCCAUCAUGCUCGGGGGCUGGCUGUUCUCCAUCGGGAUAGCCGUGCUGCCUCUCUUCGGGGUCAGCAGCUACAUGAAGGUCAGCAUCUGUUUGCCCAUGGAUAUCGAAACGGGCCUGUCCCAAGCCUACAUCCUGCUGAUCUUGGUGCUGAAUGUUGUCGCCUUCGUUGUCAUUUGUGCUUGCUACAUCAAGAUUUACAUCGCCGUGCAGAACCCGGAGCUGGUAGCUGCCAAUAAAGACACCAAGGUAGCCAAGAGAAUGGCAAUUCUGAUCUUCACGGAUUUCACCUGCAUGGCCCCCAUCUCUUUUUUUGCCAUAUCCGCUGCCUUCAAAGUUCCUCUCAUCACAGUGACCAACUCCAAGAUCCUGCUGGUUUUAUUUUACCCCGUCAACUCCUGCGCAAACCCCUUUCUCUAUGCGAUUUUCACCAAAGCAUUUCGGAGGGAUUUCUUUCUGCUGAUGAGCAAGCUUGGUUGCUGCAAGAGCCGAGCAGAGCUCUACAGGAUGAACUAUUUCUCUGCUUAUAACUCCAACUGCAAGAAUGGCGGCGCAGCCACAGCCCCCAGCAAAGCCUCUCAAGCAAUCCUGCUCUUGUCAGCCUUAGAGAAGCCCUAUCCUGCACCACGGGACAAGACAUCUCACAAGGAAAAUUAACCCGGAGUGCCAAGAGAUGCAGCACUUUGCAAAGCCAGUUGUGAUUAUCUUAGUGACUAGGGAUUGUUUAAGACUAUCUUGAACAUUUCAUAAUAAAUAAAAAUGCCAGUCAGUAACUCUUAUGCAACAUAACUGUUCUGAAGUUCAAAGUGGUGUUUUUCAUUCUCUUCCUUUGUGGUGAUAGGUGUGGAAGGUGGCUAUUAGGCAAAACUUCUCUGUGUGAGGAACCAGAAGAGUCCAGGAGUAGUCAAGUUACUCUUGAGGCUAACAGCUACUGCAGUGAUUGUAGCCGGGCUUCUUUUUCUCCAGAUCGGCUUCCCUGGAGUAUUUAAAGCCUGUUUGCUACCUUUCAUGGCUUCUUUUUUCAUUCCUAUCAGCUGUGCUGGCAUUGUUGGUUUAAAGAAAGAGGCACUAAACUAGCUGCCUCCAUUUCAUCAACAGAAACUUCCAAUUACACAGCCACCUACACACAGUUAAAGAAGAGCGUUCAAGCGAUAGGCUGUAAAGAUGUCACCAAGGAGGAGAGUUGAUCUAUUGAACUUUUGUCACUGGCAAUUUUGCAGUUUACAUUCAAUCUCAGGCUGAGCUGGUGGGCAGUUUACUUAAAUUAUUAACCCAUACACGGCCAUGUUGGUCUGGAAAGCACAAAAGAUGCAAAACCCCCACUGCUGCAAACAGGACUCAAUUUAGGGCAUCUAAACAUCAUUUAGCAUCAUUUGUGCACACACACAAAUCAGGUAAACUGUAAAGGCUCCCUCUCAGCAGCAGGAGAGCUGCUUCCUGCACAGGCAAGGAAGUGCCACCUUGUUUUCCUCCUGGAACAGUCUCAGGAAUGAUUUCCACCUGUCCACUCUCUGACAUCACCGGGGCCAGUGGCACUCAGGAAUGCACCAGGGCCUCUUCAGCACACACAAUCCAACUCUAUCCCCAGGUGAUGAAGCAGGGUAGCAGAGUAGCUACCUUUUUGUGACAACAUUCUCCCAUUAAAAUCUCCCUUUCACUAUGCAUUGCCUGAUACUAAGUGAUCACACUAAAUGCCUGGUCCAGAUUUGUGACUGCACUGCUAAUUUAAGUAAGUGCAGAGUCUCAUACAUAAGAGAACAGUACUAUUGCAAUCACUUUAAACCUUUCAUAUUCUCCUUUUCAGCUGACUCCUUUGCUUUCAAGUCUGUGACAGCAACUGAGUUCCAAAGCCCUCCUCUUGUUGCCAAAACACUGCACUGCAAGCUAAAUUUGCUUCACGUUAAUGAAAGCAAAUCUUUGUACUAGUGACUGCUCUAUCAUUAGUUCAUAAUUGUGAUAAUUAGAAAUAACAUCUCUGACCCACUCUUACCUUCAGCAUAAUGCCAUGAUUUCCAUCAGUACAAAAGCUCUGGAUGUAAGCACAGCUGUGCUCAUGAGCAGUUCCCACAGGACUGGAAUGAAGCAGAACUGAGAACAGGAGACUCUUAAAACUCUGUGGUUUAGCAAUCACAACAAAUUCCCUAGGAUGCACCUCUUUACAUACACCAGCUCCUGAGCUUAGCCAAUGAUCAAAUAGGACUAUGAUAGGAUAUUUAACUAUAAUACAAACCAAAGGUACUGGUGUGAAAAAAUAGCUACUGGGCCUAAAACUUCUCUGUCACCUAUCCCAAAACUUAUUUUUGAGACUUAGUUCUUCUGACAUCCCAUAGAAGAGUCCUGCACAUGAUUUAGGACAUGACAGCACAAUAUCUUAAGUGAGCAAUAACUGAUUUGCUUGCAUCAUGUUUCAACAGGACAAGAGCUUGUCAGCACACCCUCCCCACCACAUAACAUGGUCAGGAAGCUACAGGCAAGGGAGAUGAGUUAGGAUUAACAACUGAUAGCAUCUGCCCUACAGCUGCAGAGGUAACAGCCAAGCAGCAAGAGUCUCUAUGGGCAUUUUUCUUUUUGUACCUGCUGUAAGUGGAGUGAAAUCCACCAUUUAAAAAAUUGCUGUUAAAAGAGAAAAAAAAAUAAAAUUACAAAAACAUCAAA
This is a messenger RNA of Parus major (Great Tit), 5639 nucleotides long. RefSeq names its product lutropin-choriogonadotropic hormone receptor. Gene Ontology annotation, molecular function: luteinizing hormone receptor activity. Gene Ontology annotation, cellular component: membrane. NCBI's taxonomy places the organism in Eukaryota, Metazoa, Chordata, Aves, Passeriformes, Paridae. Gene Ontology annotation, biological process: luteinizing hormone signaling pathway; ovarian follicle development; male gonad development. Bases 1572 to 3641 code for a protein of 689 amino acids. The transcript is spliced from 10 exons. The record is from RefSeq and is a predicted model, not a curated record.